Molecule: messenger RNA, 888 nt
Organism: Aspergillus tanneri
Lineage: Eukaryota; Fungi; Ascomycota; Eurotiomycetes; Eurotiales; Aspergillaceae
Product: fumarylacetoacetate hydrolase family protein
Exons: 5
Coding region: 1-888 (295 amino acids)
Molecular function (GO): acetylpyruvate hydrolase activity
Source: RefSeq, a predicted model, not a curated record
AUGUCCAAAAUCGCAUCCACUUUCUCGCGCCUCGUGCGCUUUCACCCCAAGUCCAAUCUAUCGAAGAUCUUGAUUGGUGAACCUAUAGAUCACACGAUCGAUGUGGGAUUGGCUGUUUAUCAGGGGAAGGAGGUCACUGUCCGGCCAUUUUCAGGGACGUCAGUUCUCAACCCGGGGCAGAAGGUUGAGUCGACCGAAACGAUCGGACGGAUUCUAUCGCCAUUGUCGCAGAGUGAAGUUGGGUCCAUUCGCUGCAUUGGUCUUAACUAUGCGUCGCAUGCGGAGGAGAUGAAGCUAGCUAUUCCAAACCUUCCAACCUUGUUCAUUAAGCCGUCGACAGCUCUCGCCGAUCCUUGGCCCGCUCCUACUAUUCUCCCCAGGAUCACGCAGGUCGACAGCACCGGGGACUAUGAGUCGGAGAUGGUGAUUGUGAUUGGUCGCGACGCAAAAGAUGUCAGCGAGGAGGAAGCUCUAGAUUACGUCCUUGGAUAUACAGCUGCGAACGAUGUCUCCAGUCGGACAUCGCAGAUGAAUCAAAGCCAGUGGUGCUUCUCCAAGGGAUUCGAUACUGCUUGUCCGAUUGGUCCGGUCCUUGUUUCCGCUGCACUGAUGCCCGAUGCCUGCCAAUUUCAGAUCCGCGGGCUAAAGAAUGGAAAGGUCCUUCAGAACUGCCCUCUUACCGAUCUGAUCUUCAAUGUGCCUAAAUUAGUUAGCUUCCUGUCGCAAGGUACGACCUUGCCUGCCGGAACCAUUAUCUUGACCGGUACUCCUCCAGGUGUGGGAGCAGCGAAGAUCCCGAAGGAGUUCCUACAAGCGGGAGACGAGUUUGCGGUCGAGUUAAGCCCGUAUGUUGGAACUCUCAUUAACAAGAUCGAGAACCAAAUAUGA